AACAAAACCCAGAAAGUCCGUUCAUAAACCCUACUUUCCUCUUCCUCCUCCACCUCCCUCCUCUUCAGUCGAAUCGAAUAUCUGAGUAAUACAAUGUCUCCGAGUUAAAACGAUGAGGCUCAUUCUAUUCACUUUGCACUUCCUCCUCAAAAUGCUCUGCUCUCUUCGCAACUUCAUCCACGUUAAUCGCAGAUUCCCUCGCCAUGUAAGGCCUUGUUUCCCUCUCUCUUCUCCCUCACAACAGUCCUCUUCUAUCUCCUGCCCUUUCGUCUGGUUCACGAGCUUUCUCUGCGUCAUUCGAUACCCCUUCGUCACCAAAACACAUCCCCUAGAUUCCAACAGAGACUGGAUCCGUAACGUCGUCAAGAACGAUCUAUGGGAAGAUCCCCAAAUCAACAACCUUUUCGAUCCAGUCCAUGUCCCAAGGCUCCUCCUUGAUUUGAGAGAAGACCCUAGAUUAGCCCUCAAGUUCUUCAAAUGGUCAACGAAGUUUAACCACUCCGUUGAAUCAUACUCUAUCGUAGCGCACAUUCUCUUUUGUUCUAGAAUGUAUCACGACGCUAAUAGCAUCCUUAGAGAGAUGGUUACGUUACAUAGCUGCGACGUUUUCGACGCUCUUUGGUCUACGAGGAACGUCUGCGUUCCUGGUUUCGGAGUCUUCGAUGCUCUCUUCAGCGUUUUGAUUGAUCUCGACAUGGUCGAUGAGGCUUUGCAGUGUUUCUCCAAGAUGAAGAGGUUUAGGGUCUUCCCAAAGACGCGUUCUUGCAACGGUUUGCUUCAGAGGUUUGCCAAGUUAGGGAAGAGAGAUGGGAUGAAGAGUUUUUUUAAGGACAUGAUUGGCGCUGGCUCGAAGCCGAGUGUGUUUACUUACAAUAUAAUGAUUGAUUGUAUGUUUAAAGAAGGAGAUGUCGAAGCUGCGAGAGGCUUGUUUGAGGAAAUGAAGUUUAGAGGUUUGGUUCCUGAUACUGUUACGUAUAACUCUAUGAUUGAUGGGUAUGGGAAGGUUGGUUUGUUAGAUGAUGCGGUUUGCGUUUUUGAGGAGAUGAAGAGUAUGAGCUGUGAGGCUGAUGUUAUAACGUUUAACUCGCUGAUUAAUUGUUUCUGUAAAACUGGAGUGUUGCCUAAGGGGUUGGGGUUCUACAGGGAGAUGAAGCGGAGUGGGGUUAAACCGAAUGUUGUUACUUACAGUACUUUGGUUGAUGGGUUUUGUAAGGAGGGUAUGAUGCUACAAGCCGUUAAGUUUUAUGUUGACAUGAGAAGGGUUGGUCUUGUGCCUAACGAGUUUACUUACACUUCUCUCAUUGAUGCCAAGUGUAAAAUUGGUAAUCUAACGGAUGCUUUUAGGCUGGGUGAUGAGAUGUUGGAGGCGGGUGUGGAGUGGAAUGUGGUCACUUACACUGCACUGAUCGAUGGUCUUUGUGAUGCUGAGAGAAUGCAGGAAGCUGAAGAGCUUUUUAACAAAAUGGUUGCAGCUGGUGUGGUUCCGAAUCUUGCAAGCUACAACGCUCUGAUUCAUGGAUUUGUAAAGGUGAAAAACAUGGAGAGAGCGUUAGAGCUUCUGAACGAGUUAAAAAGGAGAGGGAUUAAGCCAGAUUUGCUCCUUUAUGGAACUUUCAUUUGGGGUUUAUGCGGUGUAGAGAAGAUUGAGGCUGCUAAGCUAGUGAUGAAGGAGAUGCAGGAGGAUGGUAUCAAAGUGAAUACGUUGAUCUACACAACGUUAAUGGACGCUUACUUUAAAUCUGGUAACCCCACAGAGGGUUUGCAUCUGCUAGAAGAGAUGUUAAAACUUGAUAUUGAUGUCACUGUUGUUACCUUUUGCGUUUUGAUUGAUGGAUUGUGCAAGAACAAGUUAGUUUCCAAGGCUAUUGAUUAUUUUGGGAGGAUGAGUGAAGAGUUUGGUCUACAAGCUAACGCAGCGGUGUACACAGCGAUGAUUGAUGGUCUCUGUAAAGAGAAUCAAGUUGAUGCCGCAACGAGUCUUUUCGAGCAAAUGGCUCAAGAAGGUCUAGUUCCAGACAGAACAGCAUACACGUCGUUAAUGGACGGGAACUUGAAGCAAGGGAAUGUGUUGGAGGCUUUGGCUUUACGAGACAAGAUGGAUGAGAUUGGUAUUAAGCUUGAUUUGCUUGCUUACACUUCAUUGGUCUGGGGGUUAUCUCAGUGCAAUCAGUUGCAGAAAGCGAGAUCCUUCCUUGAGGAAAUGAUUGGGGAAGGGAUUGUACCUGACGAGGUUUUGUGUGUUAGUGUCUUGAAGAAACACUAUGAGCUUGGAUGCGUAGAAGAAGCUGUAGAGUUGCAGGGUUAUUUGAUGAAGCACCAGCUUUUGACCAGUGAUAAGAAUAACGCACUUCCAGACAUGUGAGACUCAGGAAGAUGCAAUCUUUCUGCUCUUAUCAGACCGGUUCAGGUUUUCGGAUCCAAGCCUUGUCUCGUCUGGGAAAAUGAACGAAAAUGUUGAAUCUUCAGACUGAGCUUCUCCUGAGAAUCUAUCAGCUAAUCAUCCAAGGAGAAGCUGUAAGAGCUGAGACUUUGAGCUCUGCUCUGAAGUGUUGAGCUAUGCAAAAGAUGAGAGAAAAAGAGUGAAUAUGAUCAUGAAGUUGAUUUGCUUACAGAUAGGUUAAUGUCCUUGAAGGUUCUUCAUUGUUUAUCGUAUUUGUUGCUUUGAGGAACCAAUCAAAAGUCCUAAUUUUGUUGUGUACAUUUCUUUUUUUCUUCUUUUUACCCCAGAAUGUAAUUUCUUUUAGAAGUUUUUACUCUCUAAGACACUUUGUGUCUUUGGAUUUACUCUCAAAGACACAUUGCACA
Messenger RNA from Brassica oleracea var. oleracea, 2805 nucleotides. RefSeq names its product putative pentatricopeptide repeat-containing protein At2g02150. Gene Ontology annotation, molecular function: protein binding. The record is from RefSeq and is a predicted model, not a curated record. The coding region runs from base 113 to 2362 and encodes 749 amino acids. Lineage: Eukaryota; Viridiplantae; Streptophyta; Magnoliopsida; Brassicales; Brassicaceae. The transcript is spliced from 2 exons.